Molecule: messenger RNA, 1932 nt
Organism: Pyrus x bretschneideri (Chinese white pear)
Lineage: Eukaryota; Viridiplantae; Streptophyta; Magnoliopsida; Rosales; Rosaceae
Product: bifunctional 3-dehydroquinate dehydratase/shikimate dehydrogenase, chloroplastic-like
Exons: 11
Coding region: 136-1749 (537 amino acids)
Biological process (GO): chorismate biosynthetic process; shikimate metabolic process
Molecular function (GO): NADP binding; shikimate 3-dehydrogenase (NADP+) activity; 3-dehydroquinate dehydratase activity
Source: RefSeq, a predicted model, not a curated record
UAGCACGAAGCGCGCCUACCAGACCAAAAAAUUCCUACCAAACUCAUCCCUAUUUAGACUCCUACCAAACCACUGUGAGGUGCAACGCAGCGAACACCCGAAGCAGCCUCUCUCCGACGGCCGUCAAACUCUACGAUGGAUUCUCCCCAAGACGUUUUGCUUGCUUCUGAGGGCCUGCGCGUGGGAUUUGAUGAUGUGAGGAGGAGUUCGACCCUAAUUUGUGCUCCGAUAAUGGCGGAGUCCGUUGAUAAGAUGGUGGUUGAUAUGGGCAAUGCCAAAGCCCUUGGUGCUGACCUUGUGGAGAUUAGAUUGGAUCAUUUAAAAAGCUUCAAUUGCAGUGAACAUCUCAAGAUCCUUAUUAAAGAAUCCCCUUUGCCGACGCUUAUCACAUACAGACCAAAGUGGGAAGGUGGUCAGUAUGAUGGCGAUGAAAAAUAUCGACUGGAUGCACUUCGAUUAGCAAUGGAGCUUGGAGCUGAUUACAUUGAUGUUGAGCUUCAGGUUGCUCAUGCAUUCAUUGAUUCCAUAUAUGGGAAGAAGCCUGAAAAGUUUAAAGUUAUUGUCUCUUCUCACAACUAUCAAGAAACUCCAUCAGUUGAGGCUCUUGGAAAUCUUGUUGCAAGAAUACAAGCCACUGGAGCUGACAUAGUUAAGAUUGCAACCAGUGCUUUGGAUAUCACUGAUGUAGCACGCAUUUUUCACAUAACAGUACAUUCUCAAGUAAGCAGUGUCCCAACAAUAGGACUUGUAAUGGGUGAGAGGGGGUUGAUUUCACGGAUCCUUUGCGCAAAAUUUGGUGGUUAUCUUACUUUUGGUACGCUUGACUCAGGAAUAGUUUCAGCUCCUGGUCAACCAACUAUGAAGGAUAUAUUACAUCUAUACAAUUUCAGGCAAAUAGGGACUGACACAAAAGUGUAUGGCAUUAUUGGGAAGCCUGUCAGCCACAGCAAAUCACCUAUAUUGCACAAUAAAGCAUUCAAGUCAGUAGGUUUCAAUGGAGUUUAUGUACAUUUGUUGGUAGAUGACAUUGCAAAUUUUCUCCGUACUUACUCUUCAGUGGAUUUUGCUGGUUUCAGCGUUACAAUUCCGCACAAGGAAGCUGCACUUAAGUGUUGUGAUGAAGUUGAUCCAGUUGCAAAGGCCAUAGGAGCUAUUAAUUGCAUUAUACGGAGACCAACUGAUGGGAAGUUAUUUGGGUUCAACACGGACUAUGUAGGGGCUAUCUCAGCUAUUGAAGACGGACUGAAAGGUUCACAUAAUAAUGGCAGUUCAAAUGUUUCACCUUUAGCUGGUAGGCUGUUUGUUGUUAUUGGGGCUGGAGGUGCUGGAAAGGCACUUGCUUAUGGUGCAAAACAGAAGGGUGCAAGGAUUGCAAUUGCCAAUCGCACUUAUGAUCGAGCCAGAGAACUUGCAGACACAAUUGGAGGAGAUGCUUUGUCUCUUGCUGAUUUAGAUAAUUUCCACCCAGAGGAUGGGAUGAUUCUUGCAAAUACAACAUCUAUUGGCAUGCAACCAAAAGUUGAUGAGACACCCAUUUCUAAGCAUGCUCUGGGAUCUUACUCGUUGGUUUUUGAUGCCGUCUACACCCCCAAAAUGACCAGACUCUUGAAAGAAGCGAAAGAGGCCGGGGCCACAGUUGUUAGUGGGUUGGAGAUGUUCAUUGGACAGGCAUAUGAACAGUUUGAGAGGUUCUCUGGGUUGCCUGCCCCAAAGGAACUCUUUCGAAAAGUAAUGGACGGUAGCUUGUGAGGUUUGUUUGGCUAAUUAUUAGUUUUAUAUUUACAUAUAUAGUUAUUGUCUCACCCAUGUAUUUCAAUUUGCACUCCUCAAUUGAUGUUGUUUAAGAAAUGUAUUAUAGAUGCUGUUGAGCAAGUUUGUGCACAUCUUUGUUGACAUCUUUUCUGUUCAAAUAUGCUUUAUCGUUUCUUUUUA